Molecule: messenger RNA, 729 nt
Organism: Sphenostylis stenocarpa
Lineage: Eukaryota; Viridiplantae; Streptophyta; Magnoliopsida; Fabales; Fabaceae
Source: the annotation of a GenBank genome assembly
AUGGGACUUUAUAGCAAGGGUAUCAGGUUUGAAGGUGGAGGGAGACAGUCCAUAGGUUUGAAUAGAACAGGUAAGAGUUGCAGGUUACGGUGGGUUAAUUACCUCCACCCUGAUCUCAAACGAGGGAAGCUGACACCCCAAGAAGAACACCUCGUGAUGGAGCUGCAUUCCAAAUGGGGAAAUAGAUGGUCAAGAAUUGCUGGGAAGCUACCAGGGCGCACUGACAAUGAGAUUAAGAAUUAUUGGAGGACUCACAUGAGGAAAAAGAAGGCUCUAGAGAAAAAACGUGCAUCAUCAUCUUCAUCAUCAUCAUCACCUGUGUCUUCUAGAUCUCUAGCUUCACUAUCCUCAAACAACCAUGCUGUGGAUUCACAUGCUUCCAAAGAGGUGGGAGACGAGAGCUUUUAUGACACAGGUGGAAAUGAUGACAUGAUGGGGUUGAUCGGAGUUGGAAAAGAGGAAGGUGGUGAAAAGGGGUACUCUAUGGAUGACAUAUGGAAAGAUAUUGUUGUGUCAGAAGAGAACAACAUGUAUAAUAUUCUGCAACCUGUGUAUGAAGGGCACAGUGAAGAGGGAUGCAACUUCUCUUGUCCAUCAUCAUGGGAGUACAAUUGUUUUCACCCUCUAUGGGUGAUGGAUGAAGAAGAAAGUAACAAGAUGUUGUUCUCUGCAUUCAGUGAUCAAUACUAUUCCUGCUACGAACAAGGCAAUGCAUUUCUAACCGGCUAA